Molecule: messenger RNA, 804 nt
Organism: Humulus lupulus (European hop)
Lineage: Eukaryota; Viridiplantae; Streptophyta; Magnoliopsida; Rosales; Cannabaceae
Exons: 2
Coding region: 1-804 (267 amino acids)
Source: RefSeq, a predicted model, not a curated record
AUGCCAUCAGUCCAACCUGCAGCUCCAGCAGCAUCAUCUGUGGACCUGGCCGCAGAGGUAGCAAGGUUAAGAGAACAACUAAGACUAAGAGAUGAGGAAUUUGAAAAUGCGAGAAAACAAGCCCCACCAACCUCUGAAGGGAAAGUUGAUCCCAUAGUGGCAGAGGAUUGGUUAAGAUCGAUCAAGGCCAUCUUCGAUCAUAUGGAGUUAAAUGAUCGCCAGAGAAUAUCAUGUGCAGUCUAUUUACUCAAGAUGGAUGCACGAAUAUGGUGUGAUGUAGUUAAACAGACUCGUGAUCUGAAUACCAUGACUUUGGCAGAGUUCGUCCAGGCUUUUAGCAAGAAGUAUUAUAGUGCGGUAGUGCUAGCAACCAAAGUAGAUGAGUUUGUAACCUUGGUACAAGGAAACCUAUAUGUCACUGAUUAUGCACAGAAGUUCGAUAGGUUGCCAAAAUUUCCUCCUGAUGUUGUACCAACUGAAACUCUACGAGUCCAAAGGUUCGUGAGGGGACUCAAGUCGAUGAUUGCUAGGGACAUUAUGAUGACUAGUGCUGAAGUUGUCAGUUAUGCAAAAGUACUUGAUAGGGCACUUGAAGUAGAAUAUUUGGAAGAUCGGAUAUGGAAGGAUAAUGCUGCCAGUAGAGAGACCCAUCGAAAUAAGGGCUUCAACGAGGGUAACAAAAGGAAAGCUAAUGAAGGGCAGAACAAUGGCAUUGAUAAGAGACCUGGACCCCCAGUCACGAAUAACAACAGUCACAAUACUCAAAACCACCAUAAUAACCGUAACAAUCGCUAUAAUAACUGA